Molecule: messenger RNA, 2349 nt
Organism: Microtus oregoni (creeping vole)
Lineage: Eukaryota; Metazoa; Chordata; Mammalia; Rodentia; Cricetidae
Gene: Ccm2l
Product: CCM2 like scaffold protein
Exons: 10
Coding region: 19-1734 (571 amino acids)
Biological process (GO): heart morphogenesis
Source: RefSeq, a predicted model, not a curated record
CAGAGGAACCAUUUCACCAUGGAAUAUGAAGCCAAGAAGGGGAAGAAGGGCUUUGUGUCCCCCAUCCGAAGGCUGGUGUUCCCAAAGGCUGCGCGCCAGGCUGCCUUCAGGAGCAAUGUCAGUCGCAGGCCCCUGCAUUCUAUGCCUCUUUAUCCUCCCGACUACCUCAUCGACCCUCACAUUCUGCUGUGUGACUACCUGGAGAAAGAGGUCAAGUUCCUGGGCCACCUCACCUGGGUGACUUCCUCACUGAACCCCUCCAGCAGAGAUGAGCUCCUGCAGCUGCUAGACACCGCCAGGGUGAUUCGACCCACCCCGCAGCAGCUGAAGGAGUUGCCUCUGAAGACCACGCCGGAGCAGGACAGCAUCUUGAGCCUGUCCGCCCGCUGCCUGCUGCUCACCUGGCGGGACAACGAGGAGCUCAUCCUGCGCAUCCCCACGCACGAGAUCGCCGCUGCCUCCUACUUGCAGGACGACGCGCUGCACCUGCUAGUGCUUAAGACUGGUCUGGGCGUGGACCCGGUGCCUGCUGGCGUGGACGCCAGCCCCGGAGGUUCGGGGCGCGAUCCGGGCCCCCCGGGCGCAGCGCCCGAAAAGCGGCGGGUGGGCACGGCGGAGCGGCGCCACACCAUCUGCAGCCUGGACUGGCGCGUGGCGUGGGGAGGGGGCGCCGGCGCCGAGGCCCGGGCGGCGGGCGGUGGCGGCAGCCUGGAGCGGCAGCGCGCCGGAGCUCGGGCAUCAGGCAGCUGGGAGCGGCGACAGACGUUCAGCGGCAGCUGGGAGCGGCGGCACGCGGGCGGCGGCGCGGGCAAGCCGGGCGGCAGCUGGGAGCGGCGGCAGGCGGGUGGCGGCGUAGGCGGCAGCUGGGAGCGACGCCACCCAGGCCCCAACCCGCUGGAUCCCCAAAACCCGAGCCCCGACGCCUACUGCAACCUGGUCAUCCUUGCUGUGGCCAACAGGGAUGCUGCUGAGGAGUCCUGUGCACUCAUCUGUCAAGUCUUCCAGAUCAUCUAUGGGGACCAGAGCAUCGAGUGUGUAGACCGGGCCGGCUACCACUACAGACCCACGCCUAAGCGGCCAUGGCUCUCCAGCUGCAGUGAGAGCUGUCGCACAGAUGGGACGUUUGCCUACGACGCCGACUUGAGCUGCUGCAGCUCCUUCAAUGGCUCCCAGGACACAUUUGAAGCAUGUUACAGCGGCGCAUCCACACCGUCUUUCCACGGCUCCCACUGCAGCAGUACCGACCACAGCAGCUGGGCCUUCGAGCAGCUGCAGGAUUACAUGGUCACGCUGCGGAGUAAGCUGGGUCCCCCUGAGAUCCAGCAGUUUGCAAUUCUGCUCCGAGACUAUCGCCUGGGGCUGCCUAUCCAGGACUUCUGUGCAGGGCUGCAGAAACUCUACGGGGACCGACGGAAGUUCCUUCUCAUUGGGAUGCGGCCCUUUAUUCCGGACCAGGACAUUGGCUACUUCGAGAGCUUCCUAGAGAGUGUGGGCAUCCGCGAGGGUGGCAUCCUCACCGACAGCUUCGGCCGCAUCAAGCGCAGCAUGAGCUCCACAUCAGCCUCUGCGGUGCGCAGCUACGACGGCGCAGCCCAGCGGCCCGAGGCACAGACCUUCCACCAGCUGCUGGCGGACAUUACACACGAUAUUGAGGCUCUGGCCCCCGACGACGAUGAUGUCUACGAGGAUGUCUCCCCAAGUGGGGGCGACCAGGGUGAAGACAACUACCUGUAGCCCUGCUGCCCGCCUCAGCUCUUGCACACUUGCUUGUGGGACACCCUCCUGCGAGUGCCUAGAUAUCCUGGAUUCCCAUCUGUGCCUUCUAGGCUACUGUUCCCGCAGAUGGAUUUCCAGGGCUUAAAUUUCUGCAAUACUGAGAAAGUCCUGCAGGUGGCUUUGCUCUAGGGAGAGCCAGACCCCUAGAGUUCUCUGCAGGAUGAAGAAUCGCUCCUCCUACUGGCCGACAGAAAAGAUUUCCAAUUCAAGCCCCCGCUCUCUGCAACCUCAAACCAGGACCAUUUCCAGAGCCCAGAGACAUCUCUUCGAUUUUACAAACCGAGAAACUGAGAAGCUUUUUGUUGUUGUAGUCUGGGUUUUUUUUUUUUAACUUUUCUUUUUAAGGAAUGGAUAUGAGGGAAUGCCCCUGUUCUCGGAUAUCGCUAUCCAUUUCCAUAUCUAUACAAUAAUUUCCAUUUCACUCUCCUCACAGGUGGUCAUGGGGAUGAAUGGAGGUCAAGACCUCAAUGUUUAGGUCAAGACCUUAGCCUAGCAUGCAGAGGCCCAAUAAAUGUUGUUUCCUUCCACUUGGAAUGUUUUCUGACUCAGUUUCUCUAUCCUUCCUGGGAGCAG